AUGUUACCAGAGAAGAUUGGCCUCAUUCAAAAGCCCCCUAAGGGAAAGUCAAGAUAUGUACUGGUGAUCCACGGAGGAGCUGGUACGAUGACAAGGGCCGGGUCCACUCCAGAACAGCAGGCUGCGUACAAGAGUGCUUUGAGCAAGGCGCUGCAAACCGGGUAUGCGGUUCUUAAAGAAGGGGGGGAGGCUAUGGAUGCUGCUGUUGCCGCUGUAUCUUCUAUGGAAGACUGUCCACUUUUCAACUCUGGCAAGGGCGCCGUGUUCAAUGUUGCUGGAAAGAAUGAACUCGAGUCGUCCAUCAUGCUCUCCAAACCACCUGUCUCACACCCCGACGUACCUGCUACUCGACGCGGGAUAGGUUUGACCCUCCUAACUCAUGUGAAGAACCCAUCUCGACUCGCUCGCGCGCUAUACCUCUCGGAAGACCUGGCACCGCACACCCUCCUUUCCGGAAGCAGCGCAGAACAAUCGGCUAAAGUGCUUGGAGAAGAACUCGUUGAUCCAUCGUACUUCUUCACGGAGAAGAGGUGGCGUGAACACCGACGCGGCUUAGGUCUGCCUGAGGACCCGUUACCCCCGAUUCACAGUGAACCGGCACCGGGCGAGGACAUUCCAAUUCCCCUUGACCAGAUGCCAACAGGAACUGUUGGGGCCGUUGCACUUGAUAUCCGAGGUUGCAUAGCUGCGGUGACAUCAACCGGCGGUAAGACGAACAAACUGGAGGGUCGAAUCGGGGAUACGCCACAGAUGGGCUCGGGUUUCUGGGCUGAAGAGUGGAAGAAACCUGGUUCAUUUGCACGCGCGUUGGACACACUGAUCAGGAGACGUCGAGUCAAUGCUGUUGGUAUAUCAGGAACCGGCGAUGGUGACUAUUUCAUACGACGUGCUACUGCAUCGACAAUCGCCAGGCGCAUAAGGUAUCGCCACGAAAGUUUGCAUAAAGCCACCCAUCGUGUUGUUGAAGAUCUCCGCAAAGACGGGGGAAUCGGCGGUGUCAUCGCUCUAGAUAAUGCUGGCAACGGUAAUACGCCCGCACUUAUCAAAACCAGAGCAGCCGCUGAUCACCACAUCUCUGAAGUUGCCAUGCCUUUGAAUUGCGAAGGGAUGUAUAGAGGUGUAAUCAAGGAAGACGGUGUGCCGAACACGGCUAUCUUCGAUGAUGAUGUGCUCUCUUGA
Pleurotus ostreatus (oyster mushroom) is the source of this 1179-nucleotide messenger RNA. RefSeq lists its product as uncharacterized. The record is from RefSeq and is a predicted model, not a curated record. The coding region runs from base 1 to 1179 and encodes 392 amino acids. Gene Ontology annotation, molecular function: hydrolase activity. The transcript is spliced from 4 exons. NCBI's taxonomy places the organism in Eukaryota, Fungi, Basidiomycota, Agaricomycetes, Agaricales, Pleurotaceae.